Messenger RNA from Colletotrichum navitas, 1350 nucleotides. RefSeq lists its product as uncharacterized. The coding region runs from base 340 to 1047 and encodes 235 amino acids. NCBI's taxonomy places the organism in Eukaryota, Fungi, Ascomycota, Sordariomycetes, Glomerellales, Glomerellaceae. The record is from RefSeq and is a predicted model, not a curated record. The transcript has a single exon.
CGCCGCCGACGGUGUGGAGAUGAGCACCCAGCGCCACAGGGCGCGGUUAAACGCCGGGUCGACCCAUCGGUCAAACUCAGGUCUGGGCCAAGAGGGUAUAAACAUCACGUGGUAGGAUUUCACGUGCCGUCUCUUGGACAAUGCAAUGGAACACGAAUCGAACCGAACAGGUUGGAGGGGAUGGGAUGAAAUCCUGGCCCAAUCCGGCUGCGUCGGGGUCCAAGCCGUGACGACACUUCAGCACCGCCUCAACAAUUACAUCACAAGCCCCGAGUUCAUCAGCGUUGCCACAGCAAGGCUCGGAUUAUACAGGCACCUAGGGUACGAAGUAGGGUCUCCAUGGAAGUGGCCCCCUGGCUCGAGACUGCAUGUGCAGCGAUCAAGACAAGGCAAGAAGAAGGAAGGAAAAUAAAUGGCAGUGCUGCGUCGAGACAAAUCCGGAUUGUUCUUGUUCUUGUUCAGGGAGGGACCUGCCGCCCCCUUUGUCAUGUUACGGGCACCCGCAUGGACUGCCGGGCAGAGUUUACACUAGAGAUAGUCGGCUACUCGUGUACCGGUAGAGAAAGAGAGAGCCAUUUCACUUCGUCCAUGACCUUUCUCGCUUUCCACUUUUUCCCAGGCUCCCCAGGCACCAGACGACAGGUACGUACCCUGUCCGACUCUGACUUGGUCGAAACACCUGUCUUGAUUGGCCCUUAUGAGCUGUUGCAGUGCAGCGCAGCGCAGCACCCACCUCUGCCUGUCCAUCCAUCCAUCCAUAUCCAGUGGUGGGUGGCCGUGCUUAGGUCGUGUUGUGCUGCGCGCUGCACCCUUUCAGGUGAGGUGCUGGUUUGUUCCAGUGGCUGGGUCGUUCCCAGCUCUGCUAAAAUUGGUGGACCAGCAUCCCCCAAUGUGGCCUUGGUUGUUAUCCCCUUUCGAACGUCCCUCUCUUUCUUUCUCUCUCUCUCUCUCUGUCCGCCCCUCCCCAGCAACCCCCCCAAAAUCCUCAGACGGACACCUUGUUUCGGCCGGGCGCUCGCCUCUGCUCCUAGACGUCUCAUCACCUGAACCCGAACUUAACCACCUCAUCAACCCUCCUACGCCCGCCAACCACCUUUUCUCCUCUUCCCAACCACACCUCACUUUUCCCAUCCGUUUAUCAACAACCGCGCCCGAUCUCCAUCGAACAAACUCCGACCGGUCGUCCAGGUCAAUCUUGCAUCUCGGCAGUCCGCAAUAAACACUUAAAUCCUACCAUCUGCCUCGAGCUCCGCCAGCGAGCCCGAACUUCACACCUACCUCAACCUCUUCCGUCACCACAGCGACGAUGCCCGAGGACGCCCCCUACGACCCUUACAUCCCCAGCGGCGG